Chara braunii is the source of this 1944-nucleotide messenger RNA. The record is from the annotation of a GenBank genome assembly. Lineage: Eukaryota; Viridiplantae; Streptophyta; Charophyceae; Charales; Characeae.
GACAUGUACCACAAGUUGGGGAAGAAGAGAGAAAAAAUGUGGGAAUACUUGUUCCAAGGCGACCCCAAGACUGCAUUCCAGCACGAGUACAUCUCGUAAAGGGAUGGCACAAGAAGCAUAUGGUGGUUACCACAAGGCAGAGGUGGGGGCAUUCACGUUGUCUGUGGCGCGAUGCGAAGAGCUAAAGUUCAUGAGACAUUGCAGCAAGUUGACGUACAACGACUACAGUGACGUCGCACGUAGAACAGAUGCGUGGAAUCCGAUUGACAGCGAUGAAGAGACUGAGACCUUGGACCUUGAAAUCGACCUACGAGUUAAGCGUUUUCGAGAUGGUGCACAUGGUCGUGAGGGAGUGCAAAAUGUUCCGGACGGCAGCGUGCAAAACGAGAACCCUGAAGGAGGUGUGCAGCAAUCCGGACCACUGAGCACUUAUGUGGUUGACACGCAGGACAGGGCAAGUUCCGCUGGUGAAUUCCCAAGGGAUUCACCGACACCCGUUCAAGCCGUAAUUAACACCUUGCUUCACGACAAUCGUUACGGGUAUCAAGGAGAGAAGAGGUCCAUCGGCCGAAUGUCUGGAGGGAUGAGGAUGAACGACGUGCAGGAAGACGCCGACGAGGAUGACUCGGUUGUUCCAGGUGUCUUCCCAAAGUUGACGCCCGGUGAUGAUAUUCCAGAAAGCUUCAUGCAGGGCUCCACCUCGCCUUAUGCAUUUCAUGACGUGGGCGAAGAGACGUCGUCAGAGAAGUGGGGGCAUCACAUAUUGUGGCACCCAGAUGUGUUCGAACCGUGCAUUGACGAGGGGAAGUGGGCAAUGGCACUGCAUCUGAGGGAUGGCUGGAAAGUCAAACCCAGGAUGGCAGAAGAUUCAUGGUUGAAAACCACAAACGGUGAAAUCCUAUUAYGCRUUACGAAGGAAAAYCAUGGUGCCGAUGAAGYCCUUAUAUGCGCGAAGGCCCAAUCGUUGUUCGAGUCUCUAUGCUCCAACAAUCGCUUGGAGUACAAGCAUCAGUUUUACGACUUUCCAUCAAGCCGGUCGUAUAACAAAAUCGAUUGGAAAAUCGUACAGCCUCCCACAUGUCACAUGCUCGAUAACAUUCCUGUUGGAUGUUCGCAGUUUGCGGCAAUGUCGCAAACUAACUUUGUAGUGAGUGCAGAUGAAGCGCUGAAUCAAACGCGUGUCGCAGCAAACGACACGGAGAAGGGAAACACCCUUCUUCAAGGAGAUGGAAAGCGGACGACUACGGGGGUUAAGGGAGCUCCGGCGUCUCAGGCGGUCGAACAAAAAUCAAACGUUGCAUCAUACGGGCCUCCGCUUGUCACACAGUUGGGAAACGAAGGGGCAUCGCAAAUGGAGAGUCUCACUCCUUCAGUGGAGGAUGUGGUUGCGAAGGUGAUGCAACCAGGUGUGUGUACAGAAUUUGCAGCCGAGGCGAAAGAAAAAUCAGACGAGAUGAUGAAACUAUUGAAUGAUGUGGAGAGGGAAGAGAAGAAUAAAGUCGAAAGGUCCAACACAUCGGCCAAUGUGAUUAAUUGCGUUUCCGAGAGCGAGGAAGGGCAAGUUGCACAUGCAGAGGGGGAUGCUGGCGGUGAAGAUGUCGGGGAAGAUAACAAGGAGCAAAACGAAGGGGACGAAGGAGAGAGACUAGUAAAACGUUCGAUAAGAGAAAAGGCAAAAACACAAAGGAUGAAUAUUUAGAGACAUGAACAGGGUUGUGUGUGUGUGUGUGUGUGUGUGUGUGUGUGUGUGUGUGUGUGUGUGUAUAUGUGUGUGUGUGUGUGUGAGUGGGGGUGUGUGUAUAUAUGUAUGCAAGUGAAGUGGAGUGUCUAUGUGUAUAUGUGUGUAGAUAGAGUGACUACGUGUCAUUGAUAUGAACAAUAUGAAUGACAUAAAAUAUUACGCAAAGUUUUGAGAGGAUUGAGGAAUAAAAUGUUAAUCGUGAU